UUGUCAGAUGUUUUUUAAAGCGGCAGUAGAAGCCAUGGAGAUGUGUUCCGAUACCAUUUGUAUCUUUGUUCUUCCUUUGUCUGUAUCUUUUUUAUCUUUUUAUUGUUUUUUGUCAAAGUUACCGGGAAAAAUCCUUUCCAUGUGGUUUUUGGUAUUUUCCAUUACUUUUUACAUUGUAUGAAUUCUGUUUUUUCUCCAUAAUGAUUCCUCUUCCAUGGUUUGGGAACUUCUCCCUUUUUUCUUUAUCUUCCUAGAAUUUUUGAUGCUAUUUAAGAAAUAAGAUAUCAUUUUUGAAUGUUGCUGGGAUAUGACAUGAAGUUGGUCACGUGAUCAAAUCCUAUAACGCCCGGAGGGCGUUAUAGUAGAUUUGAUCACGUACCAGUUUCAUGUCAUAUCCCAAUAACAUUCAAAAAUACAUAUUUAUGAACAUAAAACAUUUAUGGAUACUGUAUUCAUAAUUACCGCCACUGUCUAUAAAUACCACCUAUUAUUUUUGGUACUUGCGCAUGCGCAACUUGGUAGUGUCACUCGCAAUUUUUUAUUCGAUGUUUACAAUUGUGUUUGGAAGAUUUUAGUAUUAUUUUGAUGUUUUAACGGAUGCUUUAUACCUGAUACCAUACGACCAGUAUUAUAUUAUCCCUGGAUAUUAAUUACGACGCAUUUGAGAAUUAUGGCUUCCCGUCCGAAGAAACGCAAAACUAAGUCCUCAACAACAGGCCCAGCGACUCCUCUACAAAAAGAAACGUCAGAGCUAAAAGACUUGGUAACGGAAUGUAUGACAGCAGCCUUACCAAUCAUUGAAAAUACAGUAAAAGAGUGCUUGACCAAACUGAAGAGCAACCAAGGCUCAGCAAGCACAUCAACAGCCCCACAACCAGAAGAGAGUGUGAACAACACCACUCCAAAUACAUCCACUUUCAACGCAAUUAUUGACUUGGAACCUAGCACAGGUAUUACCUCACUAACUCAUGAUGUGCAACAAAACAUUUCUCCUGUGGGGAUUUCAAAACCUGUGGGCUUGGGGGUGGACACCAAAAUCAAGGCCAAAAUAUUUGCAAAUGAGUAUGUCAAAAUGGCCUCAUUGCUCCCCAAGUCUAGCAUUGAACAGGAGCCAAAAUUUAAAUCGGUCGAAAAAGACGGACAACUGGUUUUUGUCCAGACUAAUGACACUAAUCAAAUCAAAUCCAUCGCCCAAUGGAUGGAGGCUUUUCAUGUCUUCGUUGCUCUCCACUGCACUAAAUACCCAAAUGAAGUUGGGCAGCUUAUGACAUAUGCCCAAAUUAUUCAGGGCAUAUCCAAGUCAUGUGGAGAUGAAGCGGCCAUAUGCUAUGACGAAAAAUUUAGGCAAUGGCGACAGGUUGCACCACGAGCCUGUCCCUGGGAUAGGAAAAACUCUGAACUUUUCCAUGAUGCAAUUGUUCAGGGAUUAGAGGCGAAAACAAAGCUAAAGAAGCAGCCCUUUCGAUCUACAUCUUCGAAGCAAAAGUAUUGCUUCACUUUCAACAACAAAGGCUCCUGCAACAAAGGCAAUUCCUGUCCAUAUGCACAGAUAUGCCAAUACUGCUCUGGCAAACACUCAAUACUUCAGUGA
This is a messenger RNA of Ostrea edulis (European flat oyster), 1591 nucleotides long. RefSeq lists its product as uncharacterized. NCBI's taxonomy places the organism in Eukaryota, Metazoa, Mollusca, Bivalvia, Ostreida, Ostreidae. The record is from RefSeq and is a predicted model, not a curated record. Gene Ontology annotation, molecular function: metal ion binding. The transcript has 2 exons. The coding region runs from base 671 to 1591 and encodes 306 amino acids.